This is a messenger RNA of Symbiodinium natans, 342 nucleotides long. NCBI's taxonomy places the organism in Eukaryota, Dinophyceae, Suessiales, Symbiodiniaceae. The record is from the annotation of a GenBank genome assembly.
AUGGCCGAGCUGUGGUCGUGGCUGAGCGCCACGGCGGAGCUGUGGAGCUCCUUCCUGGGGUGCCAGGCUUGCAUCUCCAAGUACGAGGAGGAGAUCCUCGCCGAACCCUGUGCAGACGAGGCCCCAGCUGAGCUGCUGGCCUCGGAUCCCAAAGCCUUCAGGUGCAUCCAGUGCCGACAGCUGGCAGCGAAUGAUCCCCUUUAUGCCGUGGUGCCCCACGAGCCCACGCAGAUUCGUGGCUGCCCGCACGGGCCCUUCUGCACACGCUGUGCCAGCAACGUGGGCAAGCAGGUCCUGGGCCUCUGCGUAUGCCGCGCCUUGGUCACGGAGUUCCGCCUUUGA